AUGGCGUCGCCGUUUCUCACCCCCGGCUCCACGGCCAAGGCAGACUCUCUCGCCGUCCUGCACUUGAAGCGCAACCUUCUGAUGCCCGUAGUGCUCAGAGCUCACGAUGACGAAAACCUAGGAUAUGACGAGGGGAAAGUGACCAACACGCGCUUCGGUUCAUUUCCACACAGCACAUUAAUCGGUCAACCUUGGGGUUCACAGAUAGUUGCGUCGAAAGUCGACACAGGUUCGCGCGGGCGCUUAACAAAGAAACAAACUACUACAUUAAAAAGAAGAGCCGACGAAAUAGAUACUUCGGAAGUCAGUUGCGAUUACGACGAUGAUGAGAACACGGAUGCGAAACGAAUAACUCCCAAGGCUGCCGUCGCAGCAGCCAGUGGAUUCAUUCACCUUCUUCCCCCCACCCCCGAGUCUUGGACUGCCUCCCUCCCCCACCGAACCCAAGUGGUAUAUACCCCCGAUUACAGCUAUAUAUUACACCGGAUACGUGCCAGGCCUGGAAGCACACUUAUAGAAGCAGGUGCAGGAAGCGGAUCAUUCACCCAUGCUGCUGCUAGAGCCGUAUUUAACGGAUACCCCUCACAAACAGAUACAGAAAGGAACAAGCGUCUGGGUAAAGUUUACAGCUUCGAAUUCCAUGCGCAACGGGCGAUGAAAGUUCGCGAAGAGAUACGCGACCAUGGUCUGGAAGGUAUCGUCCACGUGAACCACCGAGACGUCUAUAAUGAAGGAUUUUUGCUCCGGGAGGCUUUUACCGGCGAAUCUCCCAGAGCCAACGCUAUAUUCUUAGACCUCCCAGCCCCCUGGCAUGCACUGAAGCAUCUCGUUCGAGAACCAGCGGACGGAUCACCUUCUCCCCUUGACCCGUCGUCGCCAAUCCAUAUAUGUACUUUCUCACCGUGUCUGGAACAAGUUCAGCGGACAAUUAGUGCAAUGCGGCAACAUGACUGGAUAUCUAUAUCGAUGGUUGAAAUAGCGCAUCGGUUUAUUGAGGUGCGGAGAGAACGUUAUGGGACUGAGGGUGAGAAAGGUCGGGGAACCAUUCCCGGUCCUCGGGACGUGGAGGAAUCGAUAGAGAGGCUUCGAUCCAUUGAAGAGCGGGGGAAAGCUUUCCAUGCCAGCCAGGGACAAAGCGAGGCGGAUAGUGAGCCCGUGACUACUUCGAAAGAGGAAACUGAGAAUGAGAAUGAACAGGGUGGCAACGGUGCUGAAAAUAACAAAGUUGUCAGUAUGGUGGAUAUAGAAGAGAACAACAACGACCACGAUAACAUCACCUCCUCACUCCUAUCUGGCCAAUUACAAUUCCAACAAACAACACCUCUGGAACCCCCAGUGCAAACCUACAAACAGGGACACGUAAUCCAUCGCUCCGAACCGGACCUCAAGACACACACAUCAUAUCUUGUCUUUGCCGUUUUGCCCGUUGCAUGGUCCGAAGAUGAAGAGAAACGGUGUCGGGAACAAUGGCCGUCUGUUGCGAAACCGGGAGCCGCAGAUGGGACGACGACCGGAGCGAAGAGCAAAAAGCAGCUGAAACGGGAAGCUAAAGCUCAGAGGAAAACGACGGAGGCGGAGAGGGAGUGA
Messenger RNA from Paracoccidioides lutzii Pb01, 1587 nucleotides. RefSeq lists its product as hypothetical. The transcript has a single exon. The coding region runs from base 1 to 1587 and encodes 528 amino acids. Gene Ontology annotation, biological process: tRNA methylation. Gene Ontology annotation, cellular component: nucleus; tRNA (m1A) methyltransferase complex. The record is from RefSeq and is a predicted model, not a curated record.